GUCCAUUCUCAAACUGAUUCAAGUUCAAGUAUUAAAAGGAUUAGAUCAAAACCAAAAUCUGAUUUACGUGAACCUGAAUCAGGCCAAAUGUUGGUUCAUUUGACCUUAUCUUUGUUACUUGAACCUGAAUCACGUUUAAAUAA
Messenger RNA from Racocetra fulgida, 143 nucleotides. Lineage: Eukaryota; Fungi; Glomeromycota; Glomeromycetes; Diversisporales; Gigasporaceae. The record is from the annotation of a GenBank genome assembly.